This is a messenger RNA of Haemonchus placei, 2046 nucleotides long. Lineage: Eukaryota; Metazoa; Nematoda; Chromadorea; Rhabditida; Trichostrongylidae. The record is from the annotation of a GenBank genome assembly.
GUUCGACCAACACUUCAAGCCCGUGUGCCACCAUCGAUAAUGACGGUUGAUGCAAUCUCUACGAAAAACUCAGAAUAUGCACAGUUGAGCGAAUUUACGAGUCCGGAUGGGCCAAAGCCAGAUAUCAAGCGAGAAGAUGAUACGGUAAGUGUGGCUGGAACAGUGUUCAACGAACCGUGGGAUUCGAAUGUAUGGGAGAAUUUGCUCGAUUUAGCAAGCCACGGUGAUGAGGGCAUUUCGCCAAGGUCGAGAAGGUUAUCUGACACUAUACAAGAAGAGGAUUCGGAAUCUGAUCGAACGCCGGCAGGCUCGACUCGGAUGCACGAAUCGGAAGAUGAAUCAGAUGAUGACAUGUGGGUAUCCAUGACAGCAUCAUCGCGACGAGUACUACCAUCGGACCGCGUUACUUGCAAAGCAUGGGAGAAUGAUGAUAUCAGUAAUUAUGGGACUAUCGAUAGUCAUCUAGACGAAUCGUACACUACUGGAACGCUCCGAAAAGCAGAACGACGCGCUCGGACACCGCCCCAUUCCAUGCACUCGCUUCCACGUGCAGUAUCCCGAUAUUCACACCAGAUUGGUUCUUUGGAUGAUUUACCACUGUCGCUACCUGCUCUGUCACCGAAUUUGAAUUCCGGAAGAAAAACCAGUCAAGCUGAGUCUAGUGCUGCGAUUCAGACCUAUGUUGAGAGGUUUGUAGGGUUUCGCCUGGUGCCUGCCUGCUUGCUUUCUCCGAAUUGGGAAAUAGACCAAGCAGCAAACCAUUUCAGGCUAGCCGAGGACGAGAGCACUGUUUUUGGAGCGACACUGAAGCGAUUCAUAGAGUGUACCGUUCAAAGUGAAGAGGCAGAUCCAAAUGUGGUCGUGCGGAAUGUACGGCAGUUCAUAAAUGGCAUCAAGAACUAUCUCGUCAAGCACGGGGAAGGUGAUCUUCAUGGACUCAUCGAUCAGGAAAGCUCUCAUCUGAAUGCGAAUCAAAUCCUCAACAUAGACGCUAUUCUCGAAGCAGUAUUACAUAAAUUGUUACUGAGUGAGUUGGAUUUUCUGUCGUCUCUUGUGAUUGACCGAGUUUUGGGGGAGAGUACUCAGUUGAAGUUUAUGAUUUUAGAGCGCGUCAAACCUCAUCUCUACCACGUGAUGGUGAAGGAGCAUUCAAGGGCAGGUGGAUUGCAAGCAUUGUCCAGCAACAUUGCCUACGUGAAGACCCUAAGCCUUGCAGAGCUAGGUUUUGCCGAUGCUGAUCAGCUGGUCACGCCUUCCGCAUCAGUAAUGGAACAAAUCAAGAAUUGCCUCAGGAAAAUGCAACAUCAUUACUCGCCAUUGAAAAAACUUGAAAAUCUUCUCAGAGCUAUCAGCAUCGUUUUGGCAUUACAAACAAAAGAUGACGAGAAGGAGAGUCAGAAAAUCAUGGCUGCAGAUGAUCUGGUUCGAUGGUUGCUCUACAUCCUGGCACGGUCGUCGACUGUUGGUUGUGAAGUAGAGGCGUGGUAUAUGUGGGAGUUACUCCCUCAACAAAUGAUUACCAAGGUGACCGGUUGUUUCUUCAUUUUGCUACUCUUCGAAUUUUCCGUCUUACUUAAGGGCGAUGCUGCUUAUUAUUUGACGGCACUGUUUUCGGCCAUUCACAUACUCAAAAGUAUUGAUGCUAUAAAGAAGUUGGCCGAAAGGGAUGAAGAUAUGGUAGCCAGUAUGGACCUUUCUCGCCAGUUCUGCUCGCCUUCCCCUUCAUGCCCGUCAGACGCGUUUGUCAAGGUGGCUAUACCGGACGAGGUAGCAGGUUGUAUAAGAUAUGCGACAUUCCCGGGAGUACCGCAAAUGACAACUGGCAAACUCUGUCGUGUAAUUGCUCAUCAGCAAGGGAUAACGAACCCUGAGGACCAUGGACUGUAUUUGAUAGUGAAUGGAUACGAGUCCUGUCUUCUGCCACACGAGUGCCCGGAUGCAAUUCGGGAUAAUUUGCGAGGUACUGGAAAGCCACAUCUGUUCGCGUACAAACGCCACGAUGCAAAAAUCGGCUGGCCACGUCAGGUGAUGUCUACGCCGGGUUAG